This is a messenger RNA of Vespa crabro (European hornet), 7050 nucleotides long. Its product is annotated as adenylate cyclase type 10-like. Gene Ontology annotation, biological process: intracellular signal transduction; cyclic nucleotide biosynthetic process. Gene Ontology annotation, cellular component: cytoplasm. Gene Ontology annotation, molecular function: adenylate cyclase activity. The record is from RefSeq and is a predicted model, not a curated record. The coding region runs from base 770 to 5749 and encodes 1659 amino acids. NCBI's taxonomy places the organism in Eukaryota, Metazoa, Arthropoda, Insecta, Hymenoptera, Vespidae. The transcript is spliced from 27 exons.
AAAAAGAAAGAUAGAGCGCCGACGAUAUGGGGAAAAAAGAUAAGAAAAAGAGAAUAAGAAAAGAAAAGAAAAGGAAAGAAAAAAAAACAAAAAAAAAGAAUUAAAAUUAAGUAUAAAUUAAAGAGAGAACACGUCGACCCGUCAUAGAUUCAAGCACAAUAAGGACUAGUAGGGCCAGGCACAAUAAAAUUCGGCCGUCACGUUGUAGGCAGCGAUCUGUUAGAGUGACAAGUCAUAUUAAGUAUCUAUAUAUAGCGAGACUAUUAAAUAAACACAUAUUGUCUAUUGUCAGACGAGUGUAUCAUUCAUUGUUGACGUUAAAUUCGUUUAUCCUAUCCGACCUUCUGAUAAAACGGAUGCUAAAAUAAAAAACAAAUGCAUAGGAGAAUGUUCUACGCUCAUUGAUAUCUGAACCAUUCCUAUCCUCGAUGUUUUUCUAUUUUCUUUUUUUUUCUCUUUUUUUUUUUGAUAGAUACUACGAAACAAUCGAAAGUUUAAUAUUCGGAAGUAUCCAUGAAGUUGGUUGUAAAAAGAUAUAAUCACGUCGUUUGCGUAAUUAAUAUUAAUAUUUUAUUAAUAAUUGUUUCAUUUUAUCAAUUAUAAGAGAUCAUAGGAUUAAUAUUUUUUAUUAUAAUAUAUAGGAUAAUGGAGAAUCAAUUAAAUCUUCUUGCUUAUUCCAAUCAAACUGGUACAUAGAUCAUAAGAAAUAGAAUAUUUCUUAAAUAUAUUAGAGGUUAAUUAUAUAUAAUUUAAAUUAAUAAAAAUAUAUAUGUAUAUAUAUAAUAUUAUAGAUGAUUCGAAUAAUGGCAGACAAACCAUAAAUCAGAAAAUUUCAAAGAUAGAAAUGCAUACGAGAAUUUUCGCGUCUAUGUGUCCCGAUGAGAUUCUGGAUUAUUUUGACGAUUAUAGUAUAAGAGAGUAUUUAACAACGCUAAUGCUCGGUGAUAUAUCAGGCUUUACCGAUUUUGUUGAAAAAUAUACGAAAGCAGGUAAAGGUGGUGCAUCAAAAUUGACGGAGACGUUGAACGAUUACAUAGGUCAUAUGAUUCAAGAAAUUCUCUCGCAAAAUGGCGACGUAUUAAAAUUUUCCGGCGACUCUUUUAUCGUCAUGUGGAAGCUUAAAAACGAUACUAAUAUGCGCGACCUAGCAACUACGGCGAUUCAAACAGCUUGCGUUAUACAACAACAUUUUGGCAUUUAUGAGACUGACGUUGGUAUCACACUAAGAGUAAAACUAGCCAUAGCGUCUGGUACAACAUAUUUUACGUCUAUCGGUGAUCCAAAGAAAAUGUCGCAUUACAUGAUAACCGGUAGGCCUCUGUGGGAAGUUAAAUAUGCCGAACAACUUUGCAAAGGUGGCGAUAUUUUAGUAGCACUUAGCACCUGGCAAUGGAUAAAUCCAAUCGACUACGUCUAUGAAACACUUCCUGAUGGCUUACAUGUUCUUGUUAUAACUUGUUCUACCUUAUGGUAUACUUUGAAAAGCUCUUACAAUGAAAAACCGAACAAUGAAAAAGAUAACUGGAAUAAUAUGUUUUUGUUUGACGGAUCACCAUUAACAACGAAUAAUGACACUUCAGCGUUAACGAAUAUGUCGAACAACCUAAUGUAUCGAAGAAAAAUGAAAAUGGCCUACUAUGCUUUUUUCUUUUUUUUCUUUUUUUUUUCAGUACGACCAAAAAUCUUAAAAGUAGCGAAAGCACAUUUGAAAGACGCUUUGAAAAGUUAUAUAUUGAGACCGGUUGUCCGUUCAGUCGAAAUGGAUGAACCGUUGAAAUAUCUGUCCGAAAUGAGACAAGUCGUUAUUGUAUUUGUCAAUGCAACCGUCAAUGAAAUAAAAAAUAAACAAUUGAUAAGAUCAAUCGACGCAGCAUACAAACUCGUAUGCAGGAUAGUCAAUGGGAUGCAAGGAUGUGUCAACAAAACAUCUCUCUUUGACAAAGACUUAAUGUUUCUUUGCAUUUUUGGUUUGCGAGGAGAUAAACAUGAACUUGAAUCACAAAUCGGCCUUAAAUGUGGCUUCAGAUUGCGAAUUGCUUUGAAAGAGUUAACAAAUAUUACUGACGUCACUGUUGGCGUUACAACAGGGAUGACAUACUGUGGCGUUGUUGGUCACAUACUAAGAAAAGAGUAUACAGUUAUUGGAAUGGCGGUGAACAGAGCUGCUCGACUUAUGAUGGUUUACAAAAACAAGGUUAUAUGUGACAGAGAGAGUUUUCUUCAUUCUCAAUUAGAAGGUAGCCAUUUCAAAUUACAAGAGCCAAAAUAUUUGAAAGGAAUUAUAGACAUUGGACCAAUUUACGAGUUCGAGGAACAAGUCAAAGAUAAAACGUCGGAAUUGAUUUGGAGCAAAUAUCCCUUGCUAGGUCGAGCUAAAGAAAUGAAAAUCUUUCGAAACUUAUUAGCAAUUAUGUUAGACUAUACAAUCAUGAAAAAUCAUUCAACAACUGAACCACAGUACAAUACAUUGAUAAUAAAGAAAAACGAGGAUGUUAGACGAAAUGGCAUUAAACAUACCAAAUGGUAUCCCAUCAAAUUACAUUUCUCUUGUUUCAACAGACAUGCAGAACAGAAGCCGUACACCUUAUUCCAUCUAAUAUUCUCUUUACCCUUGAAAUUCUCAUCAACGUCAACUUCAAAGGAUCGAGAAGACAAGUUGAUGCGUUUAUUAAACAAUAUACUUUAUCCUGAAUAUCUCUGUGUGUUGAAUGAAGUCUUCAAUGUUCGUUUCCCAUUGACCGAAGAAUACACAACUUUUAAGGAAUUAGAAAAGCAUAGGAUACUUCAAAAACUUUUAAUAUAUCUAACAAAAAAAUGUUUUCAAAAACUCUGGAUCAUCAUUAUUGACAAUAUUGAAUACGCCGACGAAGAGUCAUUGAACUUUUUCGAUAUUCUUAUCAACACCAAUAUGUUUUUGUUCGUCAUUAGUGUUGGUCGAAAAGUUGAUGCAGAAUACAAAUUGGCUAAUACAUUAUUGAAAAGAGCACGAGUACGUAAAUUUGUAAAAAUCAAAUUUAUUCAAGAACGAAGUUUAGGAAAUCCAGGCUGGAUCGAAAGUUAUUUGGUGAGUCUCAUGCAAAGUAAUAAUCUAGAAAUCAUAAAUGUUACCAGAAAAGAAGCUGAGUCAAUGGGAUAUGUUUUACCUGAUUUAAAAAUGUUAAAAAGGUAUUUACCUCGCGAGGAUAGAUGGGAAAUGUACGAGACAAGUUAUAUGAAUGAUGCAAUGUUAUCGAUCAAUAACACAAUUCAUCAAGAUGAAAUCGAUUUGAAUAGCGAACUGAUAAGCGUAGCUUUUUCAAAAGCACUAGAAAACUCAUUAAUGAAUAGUAAUAUGCGAAUAAACUUUGACGUACUUAUUUUAAAAGUGUUCGAUGCUUUAACGCCACUCGAUCAAUUAUUACUUAAAUGUGCUUCUAUACUUGGCGUAUUUGUUUGCCGAAAAAUGUUGGAAAGUAUAACUGAAAUGUCUAAGAAAGACACAGGAUUAAGUAAGAUUGGAUUACUAUAUAUAUAUAUUAAAUUUAACAGUAUGAUAAAUAUAUAUUACAUUUACUUUGAAUCCCAUUGUCAUUUAGAGGAACUGGCCAAUAUGCCGAAGUAUGCAUCAUGCGGUCUCAUACGUUUCAAGAUAACGAUAUUUCAAGACACAACAUAUAGAUUACUCACGGAGAAUCAAAAAUUGGAGUUGCACAAGAAGGCACUCAAAUAUUUAGAACGAAAUACCAGACGUUGCAAAUCAUGUGGUGAAGGAUAUUUUUCGAAAUUAUUAGGUGAAAAAUUCUUGGACGAAGUAGGAAAAACACCGAUAGAAUAUCCAUUGAAUAUAAGACAAUUUCAUGGAAUAGGUUCAAAAUUAUUCGACAUACCCAAAAUAAAAAGUAAAAAUGUUUUAACCAUUAAAAAGAGUCCACCUUAUUUAAAUAUUUUAAGAAAAUCAGAGAGAAAACUAAUACGUACUUUUUCCAACAUUGAUUUCACUAAUUGUGAAUGUAAUCUGAUAUUAUUAACUGUUUAUACACAAAUGGUUGAGCAUUGUCGUAGAAUUGGUAAAUUUUGUGAUAAUGAUAAAACUUUAAUCGCUAUAUUGGAAUUCGCUGAAAUAUGCAUUGAAAAUCAAAAUGUUCCUCAAGCAAGGAAAUUAUUAAACGAAGCUGAGACUACACUUCAACAGAUAUUCGAUCCAAACAAAAACGAGGUAAUUACAUUUCUUUAUCUCACUGCAAAGAUUCAAACCUUGCAAGGUAAAUGUUAUUUCGAAUCUGGCUACACUUCAGAAGCUGAGAAAAGCUUGGACAAAGCGAUGAAAACUUUAGGCUACCAUUUUCCACGAACAAACAUAAUGAUCAAUCUGAAAACUAUAUUUCAAUUAAACAAACUUAAAUUAUUAUUAUUAUUCUGUUCGAGAAAACGUAAAAGUGAUAACGACAAAAACAAUUAUGCUACGAAAUAUACAAAUCAAUUAGCGUAUUGCUUGGCUCAAAUAUUCGAAGUUUAUAAGAAUACUUUCGACCUGUUCAAAAACUUUCGGCAUAUCCUGUAUUGCUUAAUUUUAAUUUCUUUUAAUCUUAACCUAAUCUUAAUUUCUAAGAUUAAAGGUAUGAAAAAAGAGACUCGAUUGGCAGCAAUAUGGGCAUUAAACAAAGCAUGUUCUACCAGCGAUUUCUUGGUACUAUCCAUAUGUUACACCAACAUGCUGACUAUUGGCCACAUGUAUUGCACGAAGUUUGUCAGUAACAUCAUUAAAUAUUUGGAAAACGAAAGCAUCGAUUUGUGUAACGAAGAAGUUAGAAUGAUAGAGUAUCAAGAUCUCAAAAUAAUUAUUGAACUUUAUGCCGGUGUUUUUUUCUCACGUUGGCUAAGAGGACAAAUUAACGAGGCCAUCGACAUCGGUUUCAUCAUUAUCAGAUUAGCAAAAUCUAUUAAUUUAACAAAUACCGAAUGUAUUGUUUUACCAAGACUCAUUAAUCUUCUGAUGAUCUCUUGUCGUUAUUCCGAAAUUGUCUCAAUAUUACGAGACUUAGAAUUUGUGUCGAAAAACCAUAUGGACAAGUCCGGUCGUACGUGGUAUUACGCGACGUGUGCCGAAGUACAAUUGGAUAUAGGAUUGAUAGUUCUUUCUUAUCAAAAUUGCGAACGUUAUUUUUUGAAAGAAGGUGAAAAUCUUUUGAGCCUGCGAGAUUCAGAAGCCGAAAGACGAUAUUUUAUAUCAAUGUGGCUAUGGUGUAUUAGAAACAAAGAAUGGGCAGCAUCUAAGGUAUGGAUAAAAAAAAAAGUUGAAAAAAAGAGUACUGACGAAGACUUAGUCGCAGCCACUAUUACGGAUUUGAAAGAACUCGAAGGAAUGCUCAUUUCUUACGUACAUUAUGUGAACAAUUAUGACGCCAAAGCUAUAAAUAUUAUGACGAAUAUCAAAGCUUCUUUAAAAAAUAUUAAAAAGAUGGUGAAAAUCGUGAAAAUUGCGAGACCAAGGUACAUAUUAAUAAAAGCUUACUAUUACAUGGUUCGGGGUUACAAAAAGAUGGCUAUAAAGAUUUUACAAAAAGCUAUAAAAAUAUCUUUCAAAAUGGAUAAUAAAAUGAUAUAUGGAUGGGCAAUGCAUUGUAAACAAGCUUGGGAAGGAAAAUUGCCAUUGAUAGAACGUAACUUGUGGCAACAACAAUCGAUGAACCCUUCGUCUUCAACUUGGAACGAAAUUAAUACGAACGAAACGAAAGUUAUCUUUUAUACAUUGCCAGUACCGACCUAUUAAAUCUUAUAUUUUGUUUUAUUGAAAUGAUUAUUUAAUGAUAUAAUAUAUUCUAUUGUACAUAAAAAGUAAUUAAAUCUAUUCGAUAAACACACGCACAAUAUACCCAACGCCUUCUCAAAUCAAACUGAUCGUAUGUCAAGGUUACUAUUUUAUAAAAUGAUAUUACGCAAAGAAAACAAUGAUCAUUGGUUAAACUUAUAAAAUGACAAGGGGCGCCAUUUUAAGAUUAAUUUUAAAAAUAAUACAAACGCUUUAAAUUGUAAAUAUAUAUUUAUUUUUAUAUAAUAUAUCCAUUGGAAAUUGUAUAAUUAUUUAAUAAGUACUUUAUUUCUCGGUUUUCUUGUUACUUUAAAUUUUCUGCGUGUUUCCUCUAAGCAGUGCAAUUAAUUGAAAUAAAAAAACAAAAGACUAACUUGUUUGAUUUGGAAAACUUCAAUAAAUUCAGUAACAUGUCCAGAAACAAAUUAUUUUAAAUCUAAACAAAAAUAAACCUUUUGAUUGCAAAAUUUCAAUUUAUCAAACUCCUACAUCUUAUCAACAAAUAUGUCGUAAGCAUAAAAUAAUAUAUUUUGUAUCAUGAAAAUCAAAUUAAAAAUACUUUUAUUAUUAGGUGUUUUCCGUGCUCUCCUCCAAGCUGUUAUCCAGCAUGUGCACCAAUAUGUCCUACACCUUGCGUACGACCCUGCUAUACAUGUCCAAUAAGGGUAAGAUUUGAUUUGACAUAUUUAUAUUCUAAUUGUGUCAAAUUUUAUGGUAAUAUAAAUAUUAAAUCUAAAUUGAUCUUCCUAUUUUUUUUAGAAUUAUUUUAUUAAUUAUUAUUUCUAGAAUUUUAUAAUUAAUAAAUAUUCACAUAUAUAUACACAGGUCUGUCCGCCUCCACCUUGUCCUACACCAGUAGUCUGUUGUCCACCUAUGAUACCUAGCUUUUCCUGCGGUCCUUGCAGUCCUUGUGGUCCUUGUAUUCCUUGCGUGCCAAAAUGCUAUCCUUGUGCUCCAGCACGAAUUAUAUGCAUGCCUACCUGUCCACCUUGCAGUACUUGAUUAUUAUCUUCUUAAAUUGAAACUUAUUAUUUCUUCAAGAUUUCACAAAUACAUAUCAUUUAUAUUUACUUUUCAUUGCAGCAGUCAGAGUAUACAGAUGUUAAUACAAUUCUAUUCAAAACAAAGUUUGGACUAACAUGCUUUCAUAUAAAUGACUUUUUAAACUUUCAAAAAUGAACAGCAGUUAUAUAAAAAUAAAAUACUGUACCCCAUAUUGUCAACUGUAGCAAAUAUCAACAAUAGAUAAUAAUAGAUAACGA